CCUCCGGCUCCAGGCCUGCGGAGCCCGCCCCGCAGCCCGCCCCGGAGCCCUGCAAAAUGGAGCCUCUCGCCGCGAAUCCAUUAAAAUGCUCCGUCCCCAAGGCCAGGCUGAUCGCUGUUCUGUUGUCUAUGGUUCUGUGCUCCGUAACCUUGUUCCUGCUGCAGCUGAGAUACCUGAAGCCUAAAAUCAAAGACUUUUAUUCUUUUGAAGUGAAGGAUUCAAGGGGAAAGACUGUUUCUUUGGAAAAGUACAGAGGCAAAGCAUCACUGAUUGUAAACGUGGCCAGUAACUGCCAGCACACAGACAGAAAUUACUUAGCGCUGCAGGAGCUGCACCGAGAGUUUGGAUCGUUCCACUUCAACGUCUUGGCCUUCCCGUGCAAUCAGUUUGGAGAAUCCGAGCCCCGCCCCAGUCACGAAAUAGAAGCUUUUGUCAAAUCAAACUAUGGAGUAACCUUCCCCAUUUUCCACAAGAUUAAGAUUCUAGGAUCUGAAGGAGAACCUGCAUUUAGAUUUCUUAUUGAUUCAUCUAAGAAGGAGCCAAGGUGGAAUUUUUGGAAAUAUCUCGUCAAUCCUGAGGGUAAAGUUGUGAAAUUCUGGAGACCUGACGAAUCCUUGGAAGCCAUCAGACCAGAUGUAGCAGCUUUGGUUAGACAAAUCAUCAUUAAAAAGAAAGAAGACCUUUGAAAAUGUCAUUAAGCAUGUGAAUCUAAUGCAGCAAUGAGAGCAUCACAAUGUCUAAAUGUCAUUUUGGUCACAUUUUAAUCAUUCCAAUAAUUCUGGGAUCCAAUUAAAUAUGGUCCAGAAGGAUGGCAUCUCUUAAAUAAGUGCCUAGAAUGUUCCUCUCUCUCCCUGCCCAUCCUCCCAAAAAGAGAUUAUUCAGGCUGGUGAUAAAGUCAAAAUUAAAUAUACCAAGAACUCAUCAAAAACAGUGAAAAUUCAAAGUACUUCAUCACCAAAACUCACUACUGUCCAUUUAACAAACAUGAAACUUUUUGAUGCUUGUGAUUGAUGGCUUAAAUACCAACUACCCCAGAACACUACAUAAGGACAACUAAAUUUGAAUGACAUAAUAACUAAAAAUUUUGUAUGAUCAAUAUUAGCAGAAAAGGGGUAGUGGAGAUAUUGCAGGGCAUAAGAUAAAUGUGCAAUCUUAUGCAUAUUCAGAUUUGUAAAUAAAAUUUUUAUAAGUAGAA
Vombatus ursinus (common wombat) is the source of this 1195-nucleotide messenger RNA. RefSeq names its product glutathione peroxidase 8 (putative) (gene GPX8). Gene Ontology annotation, molecular function: glutathione peroxidase activity. Gene Ontology annotation, biological process: response to oxidative stress. Lineage: Eukaryota; Metazoa; Chordata; Mammalia; Diprotodontia; Vombatidae. The coding region runs from base 57 to 686 and encodes 209 amino acids. The transcript is spliced from 3 exons. The record is from RefSeq and is a predicted model, not a curated record.